Staurois parvus is the source of this 269-nucleotide messenger RNA. NCBI's taxonomy places the organism in Eukaryota, Metazoa, Chordata, Amphibia, Anura, Ranidae. The record is from the annotation of a GenBank genome assembly.
CACCCAGGGACGGACUGGCCAUUUGGAAACUCGGGCAAUGCCCGAGGGCCCGGGGUCAGUAGGGGGCCCCAUGAGAUGCCCCUGGUACCUUUUUCAUAGGCUUUUUUGAGUUUGGGCAAGGACACAGGGGCCCCAUGAUCCCCUAUUGCCCGGGGGCCCCACGAGUUGUCAGUCCGCCCGUCACCACCUAUGCCUCCUCAUUAGUGCCACCUAUCAGUGUCCAUCAGAGAAACCUAUCAGUGCCCAUCACUACAGCCUCAUUAGCGCAC